Molecule: messenger RNA, 453 nt
Organism: Kazachstania africana CBS 2517
Lineage: Eukaryota; Fungi; Ascomycota; Saccharomycetes; Saccharomycetales; Saccharomycetaceae
Exons: 1
Coding region: 1-453 (150 amino acids)
Source: RefSeq, a predicted model, not a curated record
AUGUCGGCAGAGAAUUUAAACUCAAACCUACUUGUGAAGGGAUAUGUCGAGUACGCUUAUAACGAGUAUUUAAAUAUUACUACUGUUUCGGUAACCACAGACGAUAUGUUUAUGCCUGAACUUCAUUACCAAAACAAAAUGGCAUAUUACAGUGGAAAUACAACAAAACUAAUGAAAAGAGGUUGGGCCAGCAGUAUAACUUGGGCAAGCUACGAGUACUAUGAUGGAAAUCAAGACCUUUGGGACAAAUUUCCAAAAGAAGGUGACGAAUUUGAGUAUAUUGCCAGUGAAUUUGGAGAGUACGUAGGCACUAAUGUUGCUCAGAAAUACUGUGCCUGUUUUGGAGACUCUUCCACAGCUGGAUCAAGUGUGGCUCUACAUGGGGAGGUAUAUUUCGAUGCUUACGGAGGCCUUGACAGCGAUUGUGAUGCUAAUUUAUGUAAUACAUACUAA